AUUCCUGACUUCUAAUUCGGUACCUCUCUCUCUCUCUCUCUCUCUUCUUACAUCCCUUCGAAGCUACUUCCCAAACAACACCACUCUACAUAAACACACCAAAUCCACAUCCAAUCCAACAAAAAGAUUCGUGGGCACCAACAAAAAUCCAAUCUUUUUCAAUGGGUAACAGAGAUCUGAACAACAACAGAACCACCUACAAAAACAGAGCGCCACCACAACCACCAUCAAAUUACUACACAACAUCAUCUCCAUACUACACUGAAUCAUCAUCAUCAGACACUCAAUGGACUUCUUGGCUUGUGCCCAUGAUCGUUGUUGCCAAUGUUGCUAUGUUUGUUGUUGUCAUGAUUGUUAAUGAUUGUCCUAAGCAUCAGAAUUUGAGGUCUGAAGGCAAGUGUGUUGGUGGGUUUUUGGGUAGAUUGUCUUUUCAGCCUCUUAAAGAGAAUCCACUUUUUGGGCCUUCUAGUUCUACACUAGAAAAGUUGGGAGCAUUGGAGUGGAAAAAGGUAGUGAACGACAAAGAAGCAUGGAGACUCGUCUCAUGUAUCUGGUUACACGCUGGCGUUAUUCAUCUACUUGCAAACAUGUUAAGCUUGGUCUUUAUCGGGAUCCGCCUUGAACAACAAUUUGGCUUUGCACGGGUCGGGGUGAUCUACAUGUUGUCUGGAAUCGGUGGAAGCAUACUCUCGACCCUUUUCAUAAAGAACAACAUUUCAGUUGGUGCUUCCGGAGCUCUGUUUGGACUUCUUGGAGCAAUGUUAUCUGAACUUCUUACUAACUGGACGAUUUAUGCCAACAAGGCUGCAGCCUUGAUCACACUAGUGAUCAUUAUCUUGAUCAAUUUAGCUGUCGGGAUUCUUCCUCACGUUGACAAUUUUGCCCAUAUUGGAGGUUUCUUAGCGGGUUUUCUACUUGGAUUUGUACUGCUUGUUCGCCCUCAAUUUUCUUGGCAAGAACGCCACCAUCUUCCCAUUGAGGCGCGUGGAAAAUCAAAGUACACAAUAUUUCAAUACGUUUUCUGGAUUCUUUCCAUGAUCUUGUUAGUCGCCGGAUUUGCUGUGGGGUUAGUAAUGCUUUUCAAUGGAGAAAACGGCAAUGAUCAUUGCAGCUGGUGUCAUUACUUAAGUUGUGUGCCUACUUCAAGAUGGCACUGCAACAACCAAUGAUCAAGAUCAUGUCACCGCAUCGUUCAUCAUCUUUUUUAAUGGUUUCAUUCUUUGGUUUUUAUAUUUUAUGAAUUUAUUGUUGUUUAUAUGCUUACAAAUCUUUCAUUGACUUCUGUUUCUUGUGUAAAUUUAUGGUUUUUAUAUGUAUUUUAGUAGUGUUCUAAGGUCAAAUUCAUAUUGGUGUUAGGCUUUUACUAGUACAAUUUAUGAGAAUAUGAAAUGCAAAUAA
Messenger RNA from Helianthus annuus (common sunflower), 1398 nucleotides. Its product is annotated as RHOMBOID-like protein 2. The record is from RefSeq and is a predicted model, not a curated record. The transcript has 5 exons. Lineage: Eukaryota; Viridiplantae; Streptophyta; Magnoliopsida; Asterales; Asteraceae. Gene Ontology annotation, cellular component: membrane. The coding region runs from base 162 to 1169 and encodes 335 amino acids. Gene Ontology annotation, biological process: proteolysis. Gene Ontology annotation, molecular function: serine-type endopeptidase activity.